Molecule: messenger RNA, 4624 nt
Organism: Emys orbicularis (European pond turtle)
Lineage: Eukaryota; Metazoa; Chordata; Testudines; Emydidae
Gene: CCDC18
Product: coiled-coil domain containing 18
Exons: 28
Coding region: 194-4624 (1476 amino acids)
Source: RefSeq, a predicted model, not a curated record
GGAGAAUUAGGGCUGUUGCUGUCUCUGGAAUUCAACGGCCCGCGCAGUUCGAACGAACGGGCGCGGACGGGGCGCCUUUCGGGACAGCUUUAGAGCGCGAAGUAUCCUCGAUAGAGAUCAGCUGCGCGCCCCGAGGAGGUGCGCGAAGAAGCUGCUCUACAGGGGCUUUCCUGGCGACAAAUGUAGAGUACCAAUGGAAUCCAACUUACGGCUUUACCAUAAAAAAGAUGAUGAUGAUGAAGAACUCUUGCUUGCAAAUGUAGAGGCAUUAAGGAAUCAACUGAGGAAAACCGAGAGAAAUCUACAAAAUCUAGGGGAAGAGCUUUCCAGUACUAGUUCGAGUGAGCAAUCUGUCCACAGCUCUCAUUUCAAUGAGUUUGUCGGACUAACACUGGAAGAUCUUGUUGAGCCGAGUUGCACUGAAUUUCAAAAUUAUUUCGCUCAUAAGAGUGCUGGUAAAAUGUCCCACCAGAGCAGGGAUUCUCAAAGAAAAUCCCAAACCAAGUCUUACCCAGUGUCCACUCCUUUUAAUAAAAGUAUGGAACAAGAAAAUGAGCAUCUUAGAGAGAAGCUGAACACACUUCGAGAUCAAAAUGCAUCUUUGACUUCCCAGAACCACUGUCUAAUGAAUAAAAUUGAAACUAUCAACUUUGAACUGACUCAGUCAAAAACAAGAAUCUCUUUUCUUGAAUCAGCUCUAGGUACCCAUUCAGUCAGUAUUCCUAUGUUAGAAGAACAGAUUGCAAAUUUGGAAGCAGAAGUUGCAGCUCAAGAUAAAGUCCUGAGAGAUGCAGAAGAUAAAUUAGAGCAAAGCCAGAAAAUGGUGGUAGAAAAAGAACACAUUUUGCAAAGGUUUAAAGAAGAAUAUAAAAAAUUGAAAACGGAUUUAAUUGAACGAAGCAAGCAAGGGAAGAGAGCUGAACAGCAAAGAAAUGAGGCUCUGUUUAAUGCUGAAGAGCUGACGAAAGCUUUUAAAAAGUACAGAGAGAAAAUAACUGAAAAACUUGAAAAGGUUCAAGCUGAAGAAGAAACUUUAGAGAAAAAUCUAAUUAAUUGUGUAAAAGAAAAAGAAAAGUUGCAUGAAAAAUGUGUUGCCUAUAGAAAUGAACUUGAAAUCACAAAGGAACAAUUAAGACAAUUAAAGGAUGAGAACCGUAGUGCAAAAGAAGAGAUGAGGAGUCUAGAGGCAAAAAACACUGAAAUUGUGUCACAGCUAACACAGUCUGAACAGAAGAUCCUGAAGCUUGAGAGUGAACUUAAUGACAAAGUAGUAGUACUUAAAGAGAAAAAUGCCCUAGUAAGUGAAAAUGCAGAGCUAAAAGCACUUAUUGCACAGCAAAAUGAUCGCCUAAAAUUAUGUCAUCAAGAAAUUGAGGAUUCAAGAGAAGAACUGAGCACCUUGGAAACUAUUAUCUCCCAGUUGUCGCUAGGUACAUCUAAAGAGUUUAAAUUGCAUCCCUCGAAACGUCAGAUGGCCAGUUCCUCUGCAAAGGAAGCUAUGUAUGCCUCUUGUUGCGAGUCAAACAAAUCCCUGAUUGCAGACUUAAGAAUCAAACUGGCAAUGAAAGAAGCAGAAAUUCAAAAGCUUCAGGCAAACCUAACUGUCAGUAAAGUAGCUCAACAUCUUUCUAAUGAUUAUGAGGGACAAGAAAGUGGCAGAUUACAUGGCCUGGAAACAGAACCUGUAAAAUUGAUUGGAAAUCAAACAGAAGAGAGAAAAUGUCAACAAUUGGAGCUCAUCAGUAAACAGUUUGAAAAGGAGCGUCGAAGAUUCACAAGAGAGAUAGAAGAGUUCCGUGCUAAGCUGUCAAAAGCAGAAGAGGAGAAUUCUUCUUUAAAGACCAGCAUGGCCCAGAGAGCCAGUCAGUUUCAAAUUAUACAGGAAGAACUACUGGAGAAGGCUGCAAAAACUACUAACUUAGAGCGAGAAAUAACAAAGAAAUCCUCUCAGCUUUCAGUACUUGAAAAGCAGUUGGAAGAAAAGACAGUUGCUUAUUCUGCUGCUGCUGCAAGAUGUUCUGAGCUGGAUCAGGAGCUCAUAGAAAAGAAUGGCCAGAUUCGCAACUUGGAAGCAAAUAUCAAUGAAGAACAUGAGCAAGUAACUAUAGCUUUUGAAAAAGCAAAGUUAAUUCAUCUUGAACAGCACAAAGAGAUGGAAAAACAGAUUGAAAUACUUCAGACUCAGCUGGCUAUGAAACACCAGCAAAUUAAUGAGCUAGAGAAGACAAUGUCUGUUUUACAAGAAGAUAUUGUAUGUAAACAGCGUCACCUUGAAUCAUUGGAUCGGCUGCUGAUAGAAAGCAGAGAGGAAAUGGAAAAGCAAAAUACCAAGAAAGAAGAAGCUUUGAAAAUGUUGCAAAGCCAAUUAACGGAAGAAACAAUCAAAGUCCGACAACUAGAGUCGGCACUAGACAUUUGUAAGGAAGAACUUAGAUUGUAUCUGAGUCAAUUAGAAGAAAAUAAGGAGUCAUUUGAAAAGCAGCUAAAGAAGAAGUCUGAAGAGGUGCACCGGUUACAAAAAGAAAUAAAACAAAGAAAUCAUAAUCUUCAGGACACCACUGAACAAAAUGUCCUCCUACAGCAAACUCUGCAGCAGCAGCAGCAAAUGUUACAGCAGGAGACAAUUAGAAAUGGAGAGCUAGAGGAUAGCCAAAUUAAGCUUGAAAAACAGGUAUCAAAACUGGAGCAAGAGCUUCAAAAACAGAAAGAAAACUCCGAAGAAGAGUUGAGAAAGGCAGAAGGGAAGCUCCGUAUAGCCUCUCAGGAAGCAGAUUUAAAAAGACAGAAGGUGGCUGAACUUACUAGCACAAUUGGGCAGAUUAAGCUGGAGAUGGAUCAGUGCAAGGAUGAGCUAAUUGGUAUGGAGAAAGAACUAAUGCAUUUAAGACGAGAUGGUGAAACUAAAACAGUGCAGCUAAGUCACUUAGAAAUGACUUUGGAGCACACUCAGUCAGAACUAAAUAAAAAAACACAACAAGUGAGUGAUCUGGAAGAUAAACUGCUUCAGAGUGAGACUGGGCAAAAGGAUGCUUUACACAGAAUAGAAGAGCUAGAGGCUGAACUACAAAAUGCCCAUGGAGAAUUAAAAAUCACUUUGAGACAAUUACAGGAACUGCGAGAUGUGCUACAGAACGCACAGUUUUCUCUGGAGGAGAAGUAUGCUGCUAUCAAGGAUCUAACAGCUGAACUUAGGCAUUGUAAGGAUGAAAUUGAGGACAAAAAGCAAGAACUUCUUGACAUGGACCAGGCAUUGAAAGAAAGGAACUGGGAACUGAAACAAAGAGCAGCUCAAGUUACCCAGUUGGAUAUGACUAUUCGUGAACACAGGGGAGAAAUGGAACAAAAAAUAAUUAGAUUAGAAGGUAGUUUGGAGAAAACUGAGUUAGAAAUUAAAGAACGCAAUAAACAGAUUGAGAGCUUAGAUUGCAAGCUACAGCAUUCUAAAGAUGAGCUUCGUGAAAAAGAGUUUGAAUUGCUCCAGAGAGAUCAAGAAAUAAAUCAACUAAAAAAGGAAAUUGAAAGAAAACAACAUAGAAUAACAGAUAUUGAAAAAGUAAUGAAAGAUCAGGAGAAGUGCAUUGCAGACCAGUACAAGGAAGCAUUAGAUUUAGGUCAGCAGUUGAGGCUAGAACGAGAACAGAUGCAGCACAUUCAUUUGGAGCUUUUGGAGACUCGCCGGCUGUUGGUUCAAGCUCAAAGAGAAACUGACAGACUCUCGCAAGAACUGGAAGAAAUGAACCAUCUGUCUCGAGAAAAGGAAGCUCAUGCAAACUGUUUGGCAGAAGAACUGGGUGCUGCCCAAGCACGUGAAGCUCAGUUACAAGCAAAAAUGCAAGCAGAGAUAAAAAAGCUUUCAUCAGAAAUAGACUCAUUAAAGGAUGCUUAUGAGCAGGAGAAGCUUGCACAUCAGACAAAUCAGGAAAGGUGGCAGAUGUCCACAGACAGCCAGAAAUCUGGCUCUCAUCAUCUAAGUGGACAAUUGCAGCAGCUGAAGCAGGAGUUAGAAGAGGCUCAGGACACUGUCAAUAAUCUUCAGCAACAACUUCAGGCUAGAAAUGAAAUGGUUCAAGCUGCAAAUGAAGCACUGCUUGUGAAGGAAUCUGAAGUAACGAGAUUACAAACGAGAAUUGCUGGGCAUGAAAGAACAGAAGGCAUCAAAAAGCUACCAAUCCCGCUUGUAUUAUCAGAUCAUAUGCUCUUUGAUGUUCAAGAACAAGAUUCUUCCAGAAAUUCUCAUACGUCAUACUUCAAACAUAGAAAACUGCGUCGUUCUAUAAGUGCUAGUGACCUAGGUGUUAAAGAUGAUGAUUCUCUAAAUCUAUCAAAAACAAUGUUAAAAGACUUCAAACAAAUGCUUACAUUAAAGCCCUCAAUGAUUCCAGAGAGUCAAAAGGAUUUUCUUCAUACUCCACCAAACAGUUUGAAUGAAUCUUCAUUCGAUCCCCUCACAUACAUUGUAGAUGAAGAUGUGACAUCAGACAGUAAUGACUUCCAGACACUUAGUGGAAUGCUAAAAUAUAUCAACAAAGAAAUGAGGCAGUCUGAAAACGCUUCUGUACAAAUAUCAUGUGGUACAAACUCAAAGGAGAAUCAAGAAUCUGGUUUGUGGUACAGUAAUUCUUAA